This is a messenger RNA of Pseudomassariella vexata, 2586 nucleotides long. RefSeq lists its product as uncharacterized. The record is from RefSeq and is a predicted model, not a curated record. Lineage: Eukaryota; Fungi; Ascomycota; Sordariomycetes; Amphisphaeriales; Pseudomassariaceae. The transcript is spliced from 5 exons. Gene Ontology annotation, cellular component: plasma membrane. The coding region runs from base 1 to 2586 and encodes 861 amino acids. Gene Ontology annotation, molecular function: calcium-activated cation channel activity.
AUGAGUAAACAAGGGCAAGCGGUCGAAACUGCAGCGCCCAACUCGCUGUCGGGCCUCAUCUCUACUUUGGUGCCGACUUUCGUGGUCGCUCUCGUCUAUAUCGGUAUCUUCCUGAUACUGAGAAAGAGCCAGAGACGUUACUAUGCGCCGAGAACAUAUCUCGGCAGUCUUCGGGAAAGCGAGCGAUCACCCCCUUUACCUUCGGGACUCUUUAAUUGGUUCGGCGCAUUCUGGAGAAUACCUGACAUAUACGCCUUGCAGCAUCAGUCUCUGGACGCCUAUCUCUUCCUUCGUUUCCUACGCAUCAUCGUCACAAUCACCUUUGUGGGAUGCUGCAUCACUUGGCCGAUUUUGUUCCCUGUCAACAUCACCGGAGGCGGACCCGGUGGGGAGUUAGAGAGGCUCGCAUACUCCAAUAUUAACCCGGACACCCAAUCGAAUCGCUACUAUGCUCACGUCUUCACUGCUUGGCUGUUCUACGGGUUUGUCAUGUACAUGGUGCUGCGGGAGUGCAUCUACUACAUCAACUUGCGACAGGCCUUUCUCCUUUCACCGUUCUACUCGCACCGCAUCUCAUCGCGCACCGUCCUUUUUGUCUCUGUUCCGGCAGCUUACUUGGAUGAGGCUAAGUUGCGCAAGAUUUUCGGCGAUGGCGUCAAAUCCAUCUGGAUCACGGGCGACACUGAUGAAUUGGAUAAGCUGGUCAAGGAGCGCGAUGAGGUCGCCAUGAAACUUGAGAAGGCCGAGGUUAAGCUGCUCAAGCUUGCGAAUGCCACGCGCAUCAAAGCCGUCAAGAAGGGCGGCGCUGACGAGCAGACGGAAGGUCCUGCUGAUGCAGAGUCUGGCAGCUUGGCUGCUCGCUGGGUUCCUGCGAAGAAACGCCCCAGCCACCGCCUUGGUCCUCUGGGCCUCAUUGGCAAGAAAGUGGACACAAUCAACUGGUGCCGGACUGAGCUUGAGCGUCUGAUACCCGAAGUUGACAAGGCCCAGAGCUCUUACCGUUCCGGAUCCUACAAGAAGAUUCCUGCUGUCUUCAUGGAGUUCUUCACACAGGCCCAAGCCGAGACCGCAUAUCAGGUCCUUGCACACCACCAGGCCCUCCAAAUGUCACCCAAGUACAUCGGUAUCACCCCUGGCGAGGUUGUUUGGAGUGCGCUCAAGGUUUCGUGGUGGCAGCGAGUCAUUCGCCGCUUUGCCGUUAUUGGCUUUAUUUCUGCUAUGAUCAUCUUUUGGGCUAUUCCCGUCAGUGUGGUGGGUAUCAUUAGCAACAUCACAGCUAUCUCCAACAGCGUGUUCUUCCUCAACUGGAUCAACAAGAUACCAAGUGUCAUCAUCGGCGUGGUUCAAGGUCUCCUUCCGUCCGUCUUGUUGGCUAUUCUCAUGGCCUUGGUCCCGGUCGUCAUGAGACUCUGCGCCAAGCUCUCUGGAGAACCCUCCUUGUCUCGCGUCGAGCUGUUUACUCAGAACGCAUACUUUGCCUUCCAGCUAAUUCAAGUGUUCUUGAUAAUGACAGUGACCUCUUCUGCCACCGCCGUUGUCGACCAAAUUCGCCAAAAUCCCGCUUCUGCUACCUCGAUUCUGGCGACUAAUCUCCCCAAGGCCUCCAACUUCUUUAUCAGCUACUUCCUGAUCCAAGGUCUCACCAUCGCAUCUGGAGUCAUCUCUCAGGUUGUUGGGUUCAUUAUAUUUACUAUCCUUUACAAAUACCUGACUGGCACGCCUCGAGCCAUGUAUACCAAGUGGGCCAACCUCAGUGCCAUCUCCUGGGGAAGCGUCUUGCCCAUCUAUACCAACAUAGCGGUCAUUAGUAUUACGUAUGCUGCAAUUGCCCCGUUGAUGCUGGGCUUCGCGACAAUAGGGAUGUCAUUCUUCUAUCUGGCGUAUCGUUACAACGUUUUCUUUGUCACGGACACUCAGAUCGAUACGCGCGGCUUGAUUUACCCGCGAGCCUUGAAGCAGCUUUUUGCUGGUAUCUACGUGGCCGAGCUCUGCAUGAUUGGCCUCUUUGGCGCCUCCGUUGCGAUUGGUCCCCUGGUCCUCAUGAUCAUCUUCACCGUUUUCACAGCCUUGUUCCACGUCACCAUCAACAGCGCGCUUGACCCUCUCCUCUACAAUCUACCGAGGUCGCUCGAGUACGAGGAAGAGUCGCUUAGAAAUGAACUCGGGUCGGCCGCCAGUGCCAACAACGGGUUCGAGAACGGUGCUUCUGGGGGUGGCAAGGAACUCCCCACCGCUGCUUCAGAAACUGGCAAGAAGCCUAACCUUUUCGCUAAGUUCUUCAAGCCUUGGGUGCACUGUGACUACGCAGCAAUGCGCAAACUUGUCCCACGUGAAGCGUUCGAUGCCAACAAUCUGUAUACAGCUGAGAUUGAGCGGUACGCCUACUACCCACCUUCGGUCACCAGCGCUACCCCUCUGUUGUGGAUCCCUGAGGAUGCUGCUGGCAUCUCGAAGCAGGAGGUCAGGGACACCGGUAAGGUCAUCCCCAUCACAGAUGAGGGCUGCAUUUUGAACGACAAGAACAAGCUAGAAUGGGACACGGAAGUGGUUCGACCACCCGUCUGGGAGGAGAAGAUUUACUAUUAA